AUCAAUGAUCUGUUGAUCAGUGUACCACCAUUAGUGCCACCUUUCAGAGCCCAUAAUUGCCACCUGUCAAUGCCACAUAUCAGUGCCCAUCAGAGCUGCCUUUCAAUGCUGCCUAUCAGUGCCAGUCAGUGCCGCCUAUCAGUGCCAGUCAGUGCCACCUAUCAGUGCCAGUCAGUGCCACCUAUCAGUGCUGCCAAUCAGUGCCAUUCCAAUCAGUGCCGCCUAUCAGUGCCAGUCAAUGCCGUCUAUCAGUGCCACCUAUCAGUGCCCAUCAGUGCUGCCUAUCAGUGUCAUAUAUGAGUGCUGCCUUUCAGUGCCCAUCAGUGAUGCCUGUCAAUGCUCAUCAGUGCCUCCUAUCA
Staurois parvus is the source of this 359-nucleotide messenger RNA. Lineage: Eukaryota; Metazoa; Chordata; Amphibia; Anura; Ranidae. The record is from the annotation of a GenBank genome assembly.